AUGGAAAAGGUCUCCCAGGAAAGCAUAGGAGAAAAGCAGGCUGCAGUGCAGAAUGCAGAAGAAGCCCAUCCUUUGGGAAGUGGUGAAGGCCAGGAGCUUGGAGGAAAUAUUAGAACAGGUUGGGCCUCACCUGCCCAUGAUGUUAGACAGGAUAUGCCCAAUAGGCUUGUCAGUAACCUUGAUAUGAUAGAUGGAGUUGCUGAUGAUAUGGAACGGUUCAUGGAGGAGAUGAGAGAGAUAAGGAGGAAAAUUAGGGAGCUUCAUUUGAGGUACAGUUUGCACAUUCUUAUAGGACAUCCCCCUCAUCCUGACUAUCGUGAUGAGUUUUAUCUUCUGCCUUGA
Molecule: messenger RNA, 342 nt
Organism: Puma concolor (puma)
Lineage: Eukaryota; Metazoa; Chordata; Mammalia; Carnivora; Felidae
Product: protein BEX5-like
Biological process (GO): signal transduction
Cellular component (GO): cytoplasm
Molecular function (GO): signaling receptor binding
Source: RefSeq, a predicted model, not a curated record